AGGAUGAACUGGAACAUUGGAAGCAAGCAGCCAGCGAGGGCCAGCCAGAAGCCCCACCCAAUGGCAGCAGUCAUCAGAAGGCAGCAGAAGAGCUGCUCCGCCAAAAGGCAGUGGCACUGGAGGAACAGCUGGCUGCAAAAGAAAAGCAGCUCAAAGAGUUCGAGAAGCAAGCACAGCAUGAGGAAGUUCCGGGCAACAUUCGUUCGGUACCUUCUGCACUGCACGGUUCGCUCUUUCUCGGACCAACACUGUCUAAGUUGGAAGCUGUGCAGCGACGAGCCCUGGUGAUAGGUUGCAACUACUGCAGCUCCUUUGCUCCUUUACAGGGGUGUGCCAACGAUGCAUGGAACAUCCAGUGCUUGCUGCGGCAGUCCCUGCAGUAUCCAGAGAGCCAGGUCCGAUGUUUGAUCGACUUCUCGGAUUCGACUGCAUCACCUCCAAAAAGGCGUCCCACGAGGGAGAACAUCAUCGCAGAAUUGCAAUGGCUAACUCAAAGUGCAAAGCCCGGGGACAACGUUCUCUUUUACUUCAGUGGCUACGGAGCUCAACAACCAGAGUCUCAGACUGAUGGGCUCUACGAGGGGCACCUUGUGCCAAUGGACUUUGCAGACAACUUUCCAGAGGACAUUGUACAUGAACUGAGACACUGCAAUACCUCAGCGGACUCGCGCUUGUCGCCCGACUCAGCUCAAAGGGCUGUUCAAGCCGGUGGCUACCGUCUGGUUCCGAUGUCUUUAAUCACUUCUGCUCUUCAUUCCCUUCCUCCUACAUGCAAGGUUACAAUACUACUUGACUGUUGUCAGAGCUCUGUUGUUCCACUGCUACGGCAUUCUGAAGCUCGCUCGCUUGGUCCUGGUCCAGGGCCACCUCUCUUCAAGAGGCUCGCUCCACAUGUUCAGGAGAUCCCAGCAGAUGCUGUCUCGUCUGCGAAGAUACGGCUGUUGAACCUACCACCUUUGCCUGGUGGACAUGGCUUGACCAGGCAAAUUGUGUCUCCAUCAAGUUCCCCCAGCAGAUCUUCAACGCAUGCCUCACCACACCACAUGAGCUCUCCAGCUUCUGAGGCACAGCCUUCACCUUUGGAGGCAACUCAGCGCCAUGGGAAUGUGGCCCGUGGUGGUCCAUCGUGCAAAUGCUACAGCUUUGCAACCUGUCAGAAUGACCAGGUUUGUUGUGAGCUACCAAUCGAAGGGUGUGUACAGGGUGCUGGGACAUGGGCCUUUGUGAAAGCUGUUGCCGCUUGCCAUUUUAGUGUAUCGUUGGCUCAGCACAGCAAGGCAACGGACAGCAUCUUGCAAAACUUACGCAGAAAGUACAGGUGGAUACAACAGACCCCUGUGAUUCAGCUCUCCGCAUCAGCUAAUGUUGAGGACACACUGAUUCUCCCGUAGCUGGCAGAAUGCUGUGUGUCUGUCUGCGCUGGUGGAUUGAUCGGUUGGCCAUGCG
This is a messenger RNA of Cladocopium goreaui, 1446 nucleotides long. The record is from the annotation of a GenBank genome assembly. NCBI's taxonomy places the organism in Eukaryota, Dinophyceae, Suessiales, Symbiodiniaceae.